CAGACACCUUUGUUUCUUUCGGUAUAUCAAAGGAAUAUCCCAUUCAUUGGAUAGUUACUGGAUAAUGGAGCAGAUCCAAACAUUCAAGGAACUCUGUAUACAGGUCGUGAUGAGUAUAUAUGGCGGUCACCCCUACACCUCGCAGCAAUGAAGGGAGAUGAAUGGCUAUGUGUAGUGCGCUUAUUGCUGUCAAAAUCUCCACAAACCAACAUUAACUUGUUCAGCCAUGGAGAUAAGUUAUCUGCCCUUCAUUUGGCCCUGAAACAACACACCGACAUAAACAGUUGUAGACAGGUGAUCCUGGAGUUGAUCAAUAAGGGAGCUGAUAUCAGUCUAAGGGAACAGGCUAGCAGCAAAACUCCAUUCAUGUUGGCAUUGGAAACACGUGAUCUCAACCUUGUGCAAGAAUUUCUCAACAGAUUCCCUGCUGACAGACAACGAGCCAUACUGCAAGAGCAAGCACGCUCAGGAGACACAUGCCUUCACAUAGCAGCCGGGUUGUCACGAAUAAACUCUCAAGAUAAGGAAAAGUUGCUCCGGUUCCUGGUGACACAUGAUGCAAAUGGAAAUGUAACCAAUAAUGUAAAUGAACUUCCAAGAGACUUUGCUAGAAAAGAGUGGGACAACAUUCGUAAAACCUGAUGUAAUCCUCAUCAAAUGGCCAGUAUGUGCUGUAAAUAUGGACAUUUGUUAUGUACACAGCUGGUAUAUGCCAUGUAAAAGGACAGCCAUAAUAUACACAGAAUGAUAUGCUGUGUAAUGUAUCCAGCUCAGGCAUUCAUGCUAGACUACACAUUAUGACAAGAUUGGUAAAUCUGAUGCAAGACUAUUUUAUAAAAUGAUAAUUCAAUACAUUAGUUGCUUAUUCUGUUUUACAUGUAUGUGAAUAGGGCCAAGUAAAAAAGUAAAAAAAGUGUAUAGAUGUUAAGCAUAUUACUUAAAGGUGUUCUAGUCUUUUAUGGGGCAAAAAGUAUGUUUUAUUUUUUGUUUUAAAGUAAAUUGUUCAUUUAAGUUUAUACAAUAAUUGAAAUUUUCUGUUAAAACCUUUCAAAUAAUGACAACUUGUGAUACAUUGUGAAUGUAUAAAUGUAUAAUAAAUCCAUUCCGUUAUUUGGAGAAAUCCAUUGAAGAUUAUUACAGAGUAAAUUGUACAUAUUAUUUUAGAGCAAAUGGCCUUGUGUCUGAAGGUUAAAGAGACAAAAAAAUUGUUAUCAUAACUAUUAUAUGUGUUAUAAGCAGGUUUUUCUUCAACACCCACCCACCCCCAAACCCACAAACACAUAAUGAGACCUUCCACUGUGAUAUCAGAUUCAGUUAUUAACAUUCUGAAUAGCUUAGAGAUUAUUUUUUUAUGAUGAAAGAUGUAAAAAAAGUUCAUAUUUUUCCAACAGUUAUUGUUACCCUUUAUGUUUGUAUGCUGAUAUGGUUGGUCUCAAUUCAAGAUGAAGAACUAAAAAAAAUAGUUCUGUGAACAGUAUUUAAUUUAUCUUUUGAGGAAGUCCAAAACUUUUAAUAAGACUUUGUGUGAUUACAAAUUAAAUCUAAAUUAAAAUUUAUUGUUAUGUAAAAAUGAUUGUAUUUCCAAUGGAAAGUACAAGCAUGGGCUUUAGCAGAACUCGUAACAGACGUUUUGAAUGGACUCUAAUUUUCCAAAGGACCAGAAAAUAUAGAAACAAUAUUAAAAAAAGACCUUUCUAUAUAUGAGCCUUUCAUGACAGGAGGUAUAUAUAUAUAACAGGAAAUGAAUGCUUAUCCACGUAAUAUUCCUUUUAUUAAGCUUUUCAAAUAUUUUUUAUAUUAGAAUAGAAUUAAUACAUAUUUUUUAUGCCCCCCCCCCCUUCGAAGAAGGAGGAGUAUAUUGUUUUGCAGAUGUUGGUCUGUAAAUAAAAAAUGGUUGAUCGGUAUGUAGACCAGUCCAUUUCCGGA
Molecule: messenger RNA, 1926 nt
Organism: Mercenaria mercenaria
Lineage: Eukaryota; Metazoa; Mollusca; Bivalvia; Venerida; Veneridae
Product: B-cell lymphoma 3 protein homolog
Exons: 5
Coding region: 148-642 (164 amino acids)
Molecular function (GO): protein binding
Source: RefSeq, a predicted model, not a curated record